Molecule: messenger RNA, 1471 nt
Organism: Scomber japonicus (chub mackerel)
Lineage: Eukaryota; Metazoa; Chordata; Actinopteri; Scombriformes; Scombridae
Product: zinc finger protein OZF-like
Exons: 2
Coding region: 77-1471 (464 amino acids)
Biological process (GO): regulation of transcription by RNA polymerase II
Cellular component (GO): nucleus
Molecular function (GO): DNA-binding transcription factor activity, RNA polymerase II-specific; RNA polymerase II cis-regulatory region sequence-specific DNA binding
Source: RefSeq, a predicted model, not a curated record
GUCUGUGCUCUUCACAAUGUUUCACCUCUGAUUUAUCUCCCGCUACGAGGAGACUGAAGUUAGCUUUGUGUUCAAAAUGUCUAAAGUCCAAAUGCUGAGAGCGUCGGUGAAUCAGAGACUAACUGCGGCUGCUGAAGAGAUAUUUGUGCUGUUUGAAAGAACGAUAGCAGAGUACGAGGAGGAACUUUCUCGAUCUAAAGAGGAGAACAAGCGACAACGCAAACUACUGGACGCUGUUUUCAAGCCUCAACUUCAACUACACAGAGCAGAUGUACAAGAAGUGAUUACUGGAGACGAAGAUAACCAGGAGACAAACUCCAAUGUGAACCAGGACCGAGAUCCUCCACACAUUAAAGAGGAAGAGGAGGAAGUCUGCACCAGUCAGGAGGGAGAGCAGUUUCAAGGACUGGAGGAGGCUGAUAUCACUACAUUCACAUUCACUCCUGUUCCUGUGAAGAGUGAAGAUGAUGAAGAGAAACCUCAGUCCUCACAUCUUCAAAGACUAACUGAUCAGAUGGAAACAGAAGCUGAUGGAGAGGACUGUGGAGGAUCAGAACCAGACCGGAACCCACAUCCAGAUACACAUUUACAAUCUGAUACUGAUGACAAGACUUCAGACUCUUUAAAGACUGAGACUGAAGACCAUGAUGAAAGGAAGGAGACCAGUGAACCUGUUGUAGUGAGCUGUGAGCAGAGUUGUAAUGAGGUGGAAUCAUUCAGCUGCUCUGAGUGUGGUAAGACAUUUAGCCAAAAGGGACAUCUGCUCAUCCACCGCAAAAUUCACAUAGAGGAAAAACCUUUCAGUUGCUCUGUUUGUGGUAAAAUAUUAGUGUGCAAGGGGUCUCUUAAGAGACAUAUGAGAAUUCACACAGGAGAGAACCCCUUUAGUUGCUCAAUUUGUGGUAAAAGACUAGUAUGCAAGGGGUCUCUUGGGAGACAUAUGAAAACUCACACAGGAGAGAAACCCUUUAGUUGCUCAGUUUGUUUUAAAAGACUUGUAUGCGAAGUGUCUCUCAGGAGACAUAUGAAAUUUCACACAGGAGAAAAACCUUUUAAUUGUAUAAUUUGUGGUAAAAGAUUUGUAUGCAAGGAGUCUCUUAGGAGACAUAAGAUAACUCACACAGGAGAGAAACCCUUUACUUGCACAGUUUGUGGUAAAUCUUUUACUCAGUCAGGUCUGCGCUACCACCUGAAAACUCACACAAGAGAAAAACUAUUCAGUUGUUCAAUUUGUGGUAAAAGAUUCAACCAGGAGGUGACUUUACAGCUACACAUGAGAACCCACACAGGCGAGGAAACAUUUAGCUGCUCUGAAUGUGGUAAACUAUUUGCUUUGAAAAGAUAUCUGCAGAGACACAUGAGAAUCCACACAGGAGAGAAACCAUUUAGCUGCUCCUUUUGUUGUUUUAGAUUCAACAAAAAGGCAAAUCUGCACAGACACAUGAGAAUCCAUUCAAGAGAAACCACUUAA